AUGGGAACUGGCCUGGCUCUAGUCUUCCUACAGCCCAAGAAUGUGAACACCCGCGAACAACUUUCCCAGUAUCAUGCCCAAGUGUUACAUCUCUCACUCAUAAUGGCCGAUCUGGCAAUUGAUGAUUCUCUCUACAGAGACGUUAUAGCCCAACCUACUGCUGAUCAACAAGGAGAACAAGAAGAGACAAACAACUUUCAGAAAGCAAUAUCGGCAUGGCGGAGCAUCGACCUCACAUCCUUAAUAUCCUCAUUAGACUCGACUGCCUCUGAAAUCGUACAGUAUCAGCGCGACUGUACUAUUCAACGAAAAGAGCUAGCACAACGCACCAAGGAAUUCCGUCGACUUGAUGACUCUACAAAGAUUGUUGAAGUAAAAAGUCUGCUGAAGAACUAUCAAACUUUCAUCGACCUACUGACCAAUCACAUAAAGUCGACAAACUCAGCCUUUCUCUCAGUAUACUCAUCACUUUCAGAAGCUCCGGAUCCAUACCCUCUUCUUGAAGCAUCCGUUGAAUCUCUACUUUUAACAGAAUAUACACUACCAAAGAUCAAAGAAGAGAAUAGCCAGCUGCAAAAGAGCGUCAAGAAUCUAACUGCACACCUCGAGGAGACCGAAACACGCCUAGAAGCAGAGAGAAAAACACGCAGAUCCAUUGAACAGGGGCUGGAAUCCAAGACUAAGGAAGUAGAGAGCUUUUGGACGGCUGUUUUAGAGGAAAAAAAAGAUAAUUGGGAAGCCAAGGAAAAGUCACUCGAAGAAAAAGUCGAAAAUCAAGAAAGACUCCUCCAUGACCUCAAAGCUAGCUAUGAGGUCACCCAAAGGCUCGGUGAAUCAUUCAGCAAUGGGGGUGAUGAGAUAUCUCAUGUCACUAAUGCAGAGAUGGAAAUAAUAAAUGCCGAUCUAGAGAGGACUAGCGCUAGACUUGCUGAAAUGGAAGCUCGCAAUGAACAACUUCGACUCGAACUUGCCCAGUCAGCUUCUCAAUUGGUAAACCAGCAACCUGUGAAACUUGAAGAUGAUCUCGAAUAUCUACGCAUUCGAUCCGAGAAUGCUUCACUGUUACGGAAGAUUGAGGCUACGCGAGUUGAAAGAGAAAGUAAGAAGCGAGAUUUAGAAGAUAAACUGCGUUCACUUGAACGGGAGAUUUCCUUGCUCAAGGAAGACCGAGAUAACUUGAGAAUUAAGGUUCAAAAAUGGAGCGAUUACGAGGAUGUUAAAAAUGAAUUAGACAUUCUUAAGAGCGUCGAGUUUUCUCUGGCUGAUGACGAGGAUACUGAAGAGCCUCCCAAAAAAAACAACUCACCCAAAGGUGAUACGCUGGAGCAACUUCUUAUAUCGCGGAACAAGAAAAUAACUGAUGAGCUGACAAUCCUUCGGGUGUCCCACACUGAUUUAGUCAAACAAAUUCAAAGUUUGCAAGAAGAAGUUUCUAACACUAGAACUGAGUUAGAAAAAGCUCAAAAGCUUAAUACAACGCUGGAGAAUGAUCUUGCAAGCGUCCACGAGGGUGUGAAUACGUUCCCAUCGGCUGUAUCUGUUGCCGGAACACACUUCGCUCGGUAUCCUCAUUCUUCAAUAAAUGCGAAUCGUCGAGGCCGUCUCUCGCCCACCUCUUCAAUCAUAUCUGGAUUUGAUCCAAAGUCUUCUAUGGGUACCACUUCCCUGGAAUCCUUAAGGUCUGGUGAGCCGGUAGGAGGUGGAUCAGGUAUACUGCCAAUGAUUACUGCACAGCGUGAUCGAUUCAAAAAAUUGAAUACAAAUCUUGAGAACCAACUUUCCGAGGCCCAGGGAACAAUAUCGUCUCUCCGCCACCAAGUUUCAUCCCUUCAAAAAGACAACCUGAACUUAUAUGAGAAGACAAGGUAUAUUUCUACGUACAACAGAACAGGACCUACAGCUUCAUCUAGUGCAACAUAUUCAUCGAGUCCAAACCCUUCGAUAAUUCAAAUGCACAACUCAAAAUCAUCUGGACCGGCAUUAGAUCGAUAUCGCACUGAGUAUGAGUCUCGUUUGUCUCCUUUUGCUGCCUUUAGAGGCAGAGAGUCUGCUCGUGCACACAAGCGUAUGCGACUUCCAGAAAGGAUCGUUUUUUCAAUCACGAGGCUGGUCCUAGCAACACGUACUAGUCGCAACAUAUUUGCAGGCUAUUGUAUGGCACUUCAUGUGUUAGUCUUUAUUUCACUUUACUGGCUAGGAUCUAUGGAUGUUCAGCAACACUAUAAUCAUAUUGGGCAAUCUAGCAUUGCUGCUGCCAAUGAUAAAAUUUUGACAGCUAAAUCAGGAGCUGAAAAUUGGCAUCAGGUUGGCUUUAGCGAGCCAAAAGUGUGA
Messenger RNA from Blumeria graminis f. sp. triticale, 2331 nucleotides. NCBI's taxonomy places the organism in Eukaryota, Fungi, Ascomycota, Leotiomycetes, Helotiales, Erysiphaceae. The record is from the annotation of a GenBank genome assembly.